AUGGCGACACUUUGGUUCCGCCUCCGGACUUGCUCGAAUAGCAUGCUGGGAAUUGUAGUGCACAGUGGAAGCAAUGCGGUGCCAAGGGCGGAGACGGAGGCCGUACUGGUGGGGCAGGAAGAGGCCAGGCUCCCGCCAGGGGCACGGAGGCUCCGCCCCCUCCGUCACUUCCGUAAACAAAAGGAGUUGUGGCGGCGCUGGGUCCGGGAUGUGACCCCGGCUCUAGCUGCAGCAGUAGCGUCGGCGGCUGCAGCUGCGGCACUGGCUUCGGAGACUCCGGGGUCUUUGCAGGUUGAGGAAGAGAACCCCCAUCCUCUCCUUCCUCAGGUCAUAAGAAGCUGGCCUUGGUGCAAUAAGGAACUUAGAACAAUGGAGGAGCGGAAAGUGAAGAGGAGGAGUCCUAAGUCUUUUAGUGCCCACUCUACUCAGAUUGCUAGUGCCAAAAAAAAUGCCAUUCCAGUUAGUAAAAGCACAGGGUUUUCAAAUCCUGCAUCACAGUCAACUUCACAACGACCAAAGUUAAAAAGAGUGAUGAAAGAAAAGACCAGACCUCAGGGUGGAGAAGGAAAAGGUGCACAGCCUGCUCCCAUUCAGCACUCUUUUCUCACCGAUGUCUCAGAUGUUCAAGAAAUGGAGAGAGGGCUUCUCAGCCUUUUGAAUGAUUUCCACUCUGGAAAACUUCAAGCAUUCGGAAAUGAAUGUUCCAUCGAACAGAUGGAGCAUGUUCGGGGAAUGCAGGAGAAAUUAGCUCGCUUGAAUUUGGAGCUCUAUGGGGAGUUAGAGGAACUUCCUGAGGAUAAAAGAAAAACAGCCAGUGACUCCAAUCUAGACAGGCUUCUGUCUGAUUUAGAAGAACUGAAUUCUUCCAUACAAAAACUACAUUUGGCAGAUGCACAAGAUGUCCCAAAUACUUCUUCUACCAGCUAAAAUGACAUGUGGUUGCUUUCUUGUGGUUUGAAGAAAAACAGCAUUUUUUACUUUUCCAGCUGAAUCCAGUAGCAGAAUCAUCUUCCACAACAAGGAAUAAAGUCAUUAAAGUGCCAGUGCAAUGAUUGUUUUCACUACUGCUUUUAGUAAAUUUGACUUGCUGUUAUUCGCCAUAACCGGAGCCUCGGCCUUGUUGAAGGCUUAAUCAGGAAAUAUGAUACAGAGGCUGUGCUGCUAUGCUUUCUAUUGUUGCCUUAUGGGGGUAAUACUUGAAAUGCAGUGCGCAAAAUGUUAUUAAUAGGGCUGAAGGUUUAUCCUUCCUGAGCUCACCAAACUUAGUCCCGUGUUGAUUAUAAGUUGAUGAUGCACAGGCUUUUUGUGGCAGCCCUGCUUCAGUUUACGUUAGACAAUCAGUACACACACUGGUGUGUUUUCCAGUGGCCAGUGCCAACAAAAUGUUAAAUGAGUAUUUGUGAGAUUUGCUAUUUUUAAUAAAGUGAUCAUUUUAAAUUA
Molecule: messenger RNA, 1440 nt
Organism: Nyctereutes procyonoides (raccoon dog)
Lineage: Eukaryota; Metazoa; Chordata; Mammalia; Carnivora; Canidae
Gene: CCDC28A
Product: coiled-coil domain containing 28A
Source: RefSeq, a predicted model, not a curated record